This is a messenger RNA of Endocarpon pusillum Z07020, 357 nucleotides long. RefSeq lists its product as uncharacterized. Bases 1 to 357 code for a protein of 118 amino acids. The transcript is spliced from 3 exons. The record is from RefSeq and is a predicted model, not a curated record. NCBI's taxonomy places the organism in Eukaryota, Fungi, Ascomycota, Eurotiomycetes, Verrucariales, Verrucariaceae.
AUGUCGGGCACGUCCAACGUCGGCAAUCGAGGUGUGUAUGAAGACGGGGACCAACGUAACCCUCCUGAUUCUGAGGAACAAAAGCGAGAUCGAUAUCAUGAGGGAAAGCCGCACAGCCACAACCCCAACGAUUCAAAGGAUGAACGAAGUAUAGCGAACAGACUCGCUCGCGAAGAGAAAAGAGAGCAUGAGGAAGAAGAGAAAGACCUUCAGAAGAAGCAGGUUGAAAAGGACCCUACUUUACCUGCCAAGUCUCAUGGCAAUGAGCCGAGCAAGGGUGCCAAGAUAGAUGCAGAGAUUCAGCAAGAGGAGGAGGAGAUGCUGAAGAAGAAAGACGCAAAGAAGUCAUCCUCGUAA